GCUGAUAAACAAAAACAAUCAACAAUGGUGCCGGCGUGGUUUUUUAAUUUAUACUAAUUAUAAGUAUUUCAUUUAUUUUUAUCAGAAUAAUCCAAAAACUCUUUUCGUCAAUUUUAUUGCAACAGUAGCUCUCGAUCCAACGUUAUUGUGGUAUCUUUCAUGGUUCCAGUAUGGACACCAGCCGGAAACGAACACGUAGUUGCGACUCAGAUGAAAUAGAUACUAGCGUCAGUGUUGCGUAUAUUCAUUCAAACAGCCUCCUUGUUGAAUCAUCAAAAACUCCCAAUAUAGGGAAAAGGGCCAAAAUGGUGCAUCAUUUAAUCAAAGCUUACGGACUUUUGGAUUUCGUUAAGGUGAUAGAACCAAAAUUGGCAAAUGCUGAACAGCUAUCCCAGUUCCAUUCUUCCAGCUAUGUUGAUUAUAUUCUGAGUUUACAAAACGAAUCAGAAGAAGAUGAUGCAUCUAAUCACAGCAGCACUGAUGAAAGUAGUGAGGAUGAAAGUGAUUGUGAUGAAGAAACCAAUGAAGAAUUUGGAAUAGGCUACGAUUGUCCUCCUUUAAAGAACCUAUUUCAGUAUGUUUCUCAUAUGGCUGGAUCUACUUUAACCGCUGCAAAUACCCUCAUUAAUGGAGAAGCAGAUGUAGUUAUCAAUUGGUGUGGAGGCUGGCAUCAUGCUCAAAGGGAUGAAGCUGAGGGAUUCUGCUACGUUAAUGAUAUUGUCCUUGGAAUUCAAGAACUAAGGAAGAAGUUUGAAUAUGUACUUUACAUAGAUUUCGAUAUUCAUCACGCAUAUCUGAAAAAGUGUUUGCAGCUUUUCAACCAGACUGUAUUGUUGUUCAAUGUGGGGCUGACUGUAUAACGGGCGAUAAGUUGGGCGAUUUCAAUCUGACACCGAAAGCUUUGGGUCUUUGCAUCAAACAUAUUUUAUCUUGGAAACGACCUGUCAUGGUAUUAGGUGGAGGAGGUUACAAUCUUGUAAAUACAGCGAAAUGUUGGACCUACUUGACCUCAGUUAUUUUAGCUCGUGAAAUACCUUCAGAAAUUCCUGAACACAAGUAUUUCACUCUCUACGGCCCAGACUUUGAUUUAGAAAUAACGCCAAGUCACAGAAAAGACUGUAACACAAAAGAUGAACUCGGGAGAACAGUCAUCAAGGUUACCGACCUCAUGGACAAGUUAAGGAAUGAGACACUACCUUGAAAGAGUGUGUCCAAAAUCGGCUUGACAGGCCGUCGCCUUUCCCACUCGGCUUGCUGAUUCAGUAGUGGAUCAUGGAAUAAGUGGUCACUGCCUCCAUUGGUGAGCGAUGAAACGUAAGCUAUCAUUGUACUCACGUCCAAAUUCAGUUUUUGGAUAUCUCUGGAGAACAUCAGUAAAGGUUGAUAACUAGACUCAAAGUGGAAGCUUGUAGUAUUGUGGAGAUUUCAGCUUUUGCCGCUCAACGAUAAAUUUACAUUCGUUUCAUAGAUCUUUUAAGUUUACAAAUUGAUUAAAUUUUGAGUUGCAUUAAUUUAAUAAGACUGAUAAAUUUCAUAUAUUUUUCAUGUUUUCCUAUUUUUAUCACACGAAUGGUUUCAAGAGAAAUAAUUCCAUGAUUAAGAGGUAGAGUUCCAAUGAAUAAUUUGUCGCUUAUAAUGCGAAAAUUUUAGACAUUUUUGUAAUUAUUUAAAGCUUCUAAAAAUUUUAAUGGAUAAUUACAAUUUUUACCAUAAAAAUUUCUGUCAGGUAGCAAAAGAAAAAAGAAAGAAAAAGUAAAAGUAAAAAAGGGGGAAAAAAAAGGAAAAUUAGGUGAAUGAUCAAGUAGUCAAUACUAUUCUUUUACCUUGAAAUUUGUUCACUCUCGCUCCUGCAAUUCUGCAAAUCAGUGUGGGAGACGAUUGAUGUGGAAGUCAACUCAUCAAAGCUACUCCCUGUAUCUAGUUGUUGUGAUAUGAUAUUACCAGAGACAUCGAUGUUCAUAUUUUUCAAAAUAUUUGACAAGGUUGCUUCUACUCCUUGGGCAAAAUGGAUGCAUAUCUAUGAAAGGAAGGAAAAUAUAGUGAUAAAUAAACUUA
Messenger RNA from Bemisia tabaci, 2055 nucleotides. The record is from RefSeq and is a predicted model, not a curated record. Lineage: Eukaryota; Metazoa; Arthropoda; Insecta; Hemiptera; Aleyrodidae.